AUGGAAGGAGAUUCAUUAUAUUCGAUAAAGUGGUACAAAGGCAAGAGAGAAUUCUAUCGCUACACACCGAAAGAACCGCAAUCUAUUAAAACAUUUCCCGUGGCUGGAAUCAGUGUUGAGACGACUUCAUCGAACGAUACGCAGGUUGUGAUAUCACAAGUAGACACAAAUAUUUCAGGGAAAUUCUCAUGCGAAGUUUCUGCCGAUGCUCCUCAUUUCAAUACGAUGCUUGUGUCGGGAGACAUGCAAGUCGUUGAAAUUCCAGAUGCGAAGCCAUUCAUUGACGGUAUAAUGACGAGAUAUCGUCCGGGUGAUGAGUUGAAGGAAAAUUGUACAAGCCAAUUUUCCAAACCAGCUGCAAAUUUAUCAUGGACAGUCAAUGACGUGCUGGCGCCAGCUUCACAAUUGAUAAUUUAUAAAUUAUCGAGAAACGACAGCAAUUUAGAAUCAACAAUUUUAGGUAUACACUUUCCAAUUACUCAACAACAUUUCGUGCGAGGGAAAUUGAAGCUCAAAUGUACAGCAAAAAUUCAUGAAAUCUAUCAACAGACUGAAGAACGCGUGAUAGAAGAAGUUCGUCCAAAAAUUCUUGCAACUGGAACAUCAAACAUGAACAUGUAUCACAGCGUGUAUGACGGUGAACAGUUGACUGAUCCGAAUGUGGGAAUGACACACUACAAA
This is a messenger RNA of Clunio marinus, 681 nucleotides long. The record is from the annotation of a GenBank genome assembly. Lineage: Eukaryota; Metazoa; Arthropoda; Insecta; Diptera; Chironomidae.